Gastrolobium bilobum is the source of this 1829-nucleotide messenger RNA. RefSeq lists its product as uncharacterized. Gene Ontology annotation, biological process: protein phosphorylation; spliceosomal complex assembly; regulation of mRNA processing. The transcript is spliced from 4 exons. Lineage: Eukaryota; Viridiplantae; Streptophyta; Magnoliopsida; Fabales; Fabaceae. Gene Ontology annotation, molecular function: ATP binding; protein kinase activity. The coding region runs from base 270 to 1607 and encodes 445 amino acids. The record is from RefSeq and is a predicted model, not a curated record.
CCCACAUGAACAAAGAAAGAAAACACAGAGAGAAAAAAGUGGAGAAUUUGAAGAGAGGGUCUUGCAUACGUGAUUUCCAAAGGCCACACACACAAACACCGCAAAUAUAAAACACUCCAACCUCCUAAACAAAGACUUCACGUCCAAGCAAGAAAAAAGAAAACAGCUUUAUCUGAUAAAACAAGAGAAAAAACGAAUCAUUACCAAUUUCGAAGCUAAAAAUAAGAUCUUUCAUUUUGUUUUGGCGAAUCUGAAUAGAUCAGAGCGUGAUGUCUUGCUCAUCGUCAUCAGGGUCGGAGGAAGAUGAUGAGGGAUUCGACUCUUAUCGGAAAGGAGGGUACCACGCCGUCAGGGUCGGCGAUCAGUUCGCCGGCGGCAGGUACAUAGCGCAGAGGAAAUUGGGUUGGGGUCAGUUCUCCACCGUGUGGCUUGCUUACGAUACUAACACCUCUGUAUGUUUGAUCCCUAAUCUUCUUCUUUUUGCGGCCCAGUUUGUUCAGUCUGCCCUUCAUGAGAUCGAUGUUCUUUCAACCAUUGCUGAAGGUGACCCCUCAAAUUCGAAGUAUGUUGUCCAAUUGAUUGACCACUUUAAGCAUACAGGUCCAAAUGGGCAGCACCUUUGCAUGGUCCUUGAGUUUCUUGGUGAUAACUUGCUUCGUUUGAUCAGAUAUAACCGUUACAAAGGUCUUCCAUUGAAUAAAGUUAGGGAGAUUUGCAAAUACAUUUUGAUUGGUUUGGAUUACUUGCAUAGUGAACUUGGUAUAAUCCAUACUGACCUAAAACCUGAAAACAUUCUUCUACUUUCAACCAUUGAUCUUGCCAAAGACCCUUUUAGAUCUGGACUCUCCCCAAUUCUAGAGCGGCCUGAGGGAAACACAAAUGGUGGAUUUUCAAGUCUUAUUGAAAAAAAGUUGAAGAGGAGAGCAAGGAUGGCAGUUGCUAAGAUAUCUGGAAGAAGAGACUCAAUGGGAGGAACAGGAGAAGCUGCAAAGUCUGGUAGAAAUGUUGAUGGGAUUGAUGUGAGAUGCAAGAUAGUAGAUUUUGGAAAUGCAUGUUGGGCUAAUAAGCAGUUUGCAGAAGAAAUACAGACAAGGCAGUACAGAGCUCCUGAAGUUAUACUGAAGGCUGGCUAUUCCUUCUCUGUUGACAUGUGGUCUUUUGCUUGCAUUGCUUUUGAGCUUGCCACUGGUGAUAUGUUGUUUACACCCAAGGGUGGACAAGGUUUUAGUGAGGAUGAGGAUCACCUUGCCCUGAUGAUGGAACUCCUUGGAAAGAUUCCCCGGAAGAUUGCUAUUGCUGGAGCUCAAUCCAAGGAUUUCUUUGACAGGCAUGGGGAUCUAAAAAGGAUUCGAAGGCUAAAAUUUUGGCCACUUGACAAAUUGCUGAUUGAAAGAUAUAAGUUUUCAGUAAGUGACGCUCAUGAGUUUUCAGAAUUUCUUUUGCCACUUUUUGAUUUUGCACCUGAGAAGCGACCAACUGCACAACAAUGGCUGCAACACCCAUGGCUGAACUGCAAGGAGUCAACUCCAAAUGAAAUGAGAAAUGAAUCAACAGUGGAAAAGGUUAACGUUGGGAUGAGUAACCUUCAAAUCAAAGUGGGAAAGUGAAGGGGAGAAAUGUGUUUUGACCUGGUAAAAGUCAAAGUCACGUAUUGAAAUUUGAAGCCCCUCCUUCUACAUGGAUGACUAUUGAUUGUAUUUUUACUUCUUCUUUUUGCUUUGUUCAAGUUUAAUAAGAUUCUUUUAUUGGAUUAUUAACUACAAAGAUGUAACAUAGUAAAGAAUUUUGUUCAAACAGAGAUAUCUGACAACAGAAUUUGCUUGUAUAAU